GACUGAUCCUAGUUAUGCUGGACAAUUUGUGCUAAUGACAAAUCCUCAGAUCGGUAACACCGGUGUCAAUCCCGAUGAUGAAGAAUCAAGGCAAUGUUUUUUGGCUGGUUUGGUGAUAAGAAGUCUUAGCAUCAGUACCUCAAACUGGAGAUGUAUGAUUACACUUGGUGACUAUCUAGCAGAGAGGAACAUUAUGGGAAUCUAUGAUCUUGACACACGGGCAAUAACCCGUCGAUUAAGAGAAAGCGGCAGUCUUAACGGUGUGCUUAGCACUGAUGGAUCUAAAACCGACGAGGAACUUUUGCAUAUGUCCCGCUCUUGGGAUAUCGUAGGCCUUGAUCUAAUAAGCAAUGUUUCGUGUAAAUCUCCCUACGAAUGGGUUGAAAAAACAAAUCCUGAAUGGGAGUUUAACACAACCUCCUCACAUCACAAGGAAUCCUACCGAGUUAUUGCAUAUGAUUUCGGGAUCAAGCAAAACAUCCUAAGACGCUUGGCAUCAUACGGCUGUGAAAUCACGGUUGUCCCAUCAACAUGGCCAGCUGCAGAGGCACUUGAAAUGAAUCCAGAUGGAAUUCUUUUCAGCAACGGUCCAGGAGAUCCUUCUGCAGUGCCUUAUGCAGUUGAAACGGUUAAAGAGCUUCUAGGAAAAGUUCCUGUCUAUGGAAUCUGUAUGGGUCAUCAGUUACUUGGACAAGCUCUUGGAGGUAAAACCUAUAAGAUGAAGUUUGGUCAUCAUGGAGGAAACCAUCCAGUUUGUAACAACAGAACCGGCCAUGUCGAGAUCAGUGCUCAGAACCAUAACUAUGCAGUAGACCCAGCUUCUCUCCCCUCCGGUGUCGAAGUGACUCAUGUCAAUCUCAACGAUGGAAGUUGCGCUGGUCUCUCUUUUCCGGCAAUGAAUGUCAUGUCUCUUCAGUAUCACCCUGAGGCUUCUCCUGGACCUCAUGACUCCGAUAACGCAUUUGGAGAGUUUGUGGAGCUCAUGAAAAGAUUUAAACAGAGCACUUGAUCUCGGGUAAAACAGUGAUCAGGGAAGGAGUUUUGUUUAGGUGGAUUGAAGUUGGAGUUGCGAAGUUUUUUUUUGUGUCGUGUGAGAAAUAGAAUAUCAUUAUGACUGCCGAAAUAAGACAAUUUAGUUGAGAAACUUAUGCAAGUUUGAUAUUAAUACUAACAUCAAAAGUA
Messenger RNA from Arabidopsis lyrata subsp. lyrata, 1182 nucleotides. Its product is annotated as carbamoyl-phosphate synthase small chain, chloroplastic. The transcript is spliced from 8 exons. Gene Ontology annotation, biological process: 'de novo' pyrimidine nucleobase biosynthetic process; L-arginine biosynthetic process; L-glutamine metabolic process. Gene Ontology annotation, molecular function: carbamoyl-phosphate synthase (glutamine-hydrolyzing) activity. The coding region runs from base 35 to 1009 and encodes 324 amino acids. Gene Ontology annotation, cellular component: cytoplasm; carbamoyl-phosphate synthase complex. NCBI's taxonomy places the organism in Eukaryota, Viridiplantae, Streptophyta, Magnoliopsida, Brassicales, Brassicaceae. The record is from RefSeq and is a predicted model, not a curated record.